Molecule: messenger RNA, 1376 nt
Organism: Punica granatum (pomegranate)
Lineage: Eukaryota; Viridiplantae; Streptophyta; Magnoliopsida; Myrtales; Lythraceae
Source: RefSeq, a predicted model, not a curated record
AAUAAGCCAAGAGCCGCCCGCCCUCCUUCGCUUCUUCUUCUCCGUGAUCUGCUUUCCUUCUCUUAUGGACAAUGAGCCUUUACUCCCCGCCAGCCAUGGCUUCCGCUCGUUCCGAAUCCCACAACAAACCCACCACGACGAAGAACCAGAAGAAGACGGCGGUCCACAGUCAUCCUCUCGCUUUACAGCUUCCAAGAAGCCCCUCCACCGGUCCAAAACCGCCCCUGCCAUGGCCGUCGUGAGAGACCUCAAGCCCGGCCCUGCCCACGACCCGAAGCCCCUCCCCGGCUCCUCUUCCAUCGUCCGCCAGGCCUUCGUCUUCCUCUGCAUCUACCUCUUCAUAGGCGUCGCCAUCUACUCCUUCAACCGGGACCACUUCUCCGGCCUCGAGACCCACCCUGUCAUCGACGCCCUCUACUUCUGCAUCGUCACCAUGUGCACCAUCGGCUACGGCGACAUCGCCCCCGUGACCUGGCAGACCAAGGUCUUCGCCUGCUUCUUCGUCCUCGUCGGGUUCGGGUUCAUCGACAUCCUCCUCAGUGGGCUCGUCAACUACGUCCUCGACCGGCAGGAGAACAUCAUCCUCUCCGGAAUCAAAAUGGGCCGGGCACGCGGGGAGGCCUUCCCUGCCGGCAAUUACAUUGUUGACCUCGAGAAGGGUCGGAUGAGGAUUAGGCUAAAGGUCGGGUUAGCUCUCGGGGUCGUUGUCCUGUGUAUCGGGAUCGGGACAUUGGUGCUGUAUUUCUUGGAGGACUUAUGUUGGGUUGACUCGGUAUAUCUGGCGGUUAUGUCGGUUACGACGGUUGGGUAUGGGGACAGGGCAUUCAAGACGCCCGAGGGGAGGCUGUUCGCUGCGGUCUGGCUCCUUUUCUCGACACUCGCAGUGGCCCGGGCUUUCCUGUACCUUGCGGAGGCAAGGAUUGAUAAGAGGCACCGGAGGGUCGCCAAGUGGGUGUUGCAUCGGGACAUUACGGUGCAGGACUUGCUGGCAGCAGAUAUAAACAACCACGGGUUUAUUAGUAAAUCGGAGUACGUGAUCUACAAGCUCAAAGAAAUGGGGAAGAUUGGAGAGAAGGAUAUAAUGCAGAUCUGCGAUCAGUUCAACAAGCUCGAUUCCCACAACUCUGGGAAAAUAACGCUUCCCGAUCUGCUGGAGAAUCGUUCCUGAUUAUUCAUUCGAGUGGCAGAUGCUGCAGGAGAGUUAUUACUAGGUUGCAGCAACAUUUUGCCCGACUUGACGUAUAUAUUAUUUCAAGUGUACAUACAUGUUCUUUGGGCCUUUUCUUAUUGCUUUUCGGCGGAUGCCGUUGAUCUUAAUCGUGUAAAGAAUCAUCAAGAUUGAAACUGAUGCAUUUUAUUCUUUGCACUGCGGCUUU